Molecule: messenger RNA, 863 nt
Organism: Leptonychotes weddellii (Weddell seal)
Lineage: Eukaryota; Metazoa; Chordata; Mammalia; Carnivora; Phocidae
Source: RefSeq, a predicted model, not a curated record
AGUUGCUGCAAUUAUGGCCAUUACGGGUAUCGUCAUGAUGGCAUAUGCAGAUAAUUUCCACACCGAUUCUAUCAUAGGAGUGGCAUUCGCAGUGGGCUCAGCCUCUACAUCUGCAUUAUAUAAGGUUUUGUUCAAGAUGUUUCUUGGAAGUGCCAACUUCGGUGAAGCAGCACACUUUGUCUCCAUAUUGGGUUUCUUCAAUUUGAUCUUCAUCUCUUUCACCCCGAUCAUCCUGUAUUUCACCAAGGUGGAGCACUGGUCCUCAUUUGCAGCUCUGCCAUGGGGCUAUCUGUGUGGGAUGGCCGGGCUGUGGCUGGCCUUCAAUAUCCUGGUGAAUGUCGGCGUGGUGCUGACAUACCCAAUCCUGAUCUCCAUCGGGACAGUGCUCAGCGUUCCUGGAAAUGCAGCUGUGGAUCUCCUGAAGCAGGAGGUGAUAUUCAAUGUCGUCCGCCUGGCUGCUACCAUCAUCAUCUGCAUUGGGUUUCUGCUGAUGCUGUUGCCGGAGGAGUGGGACGAAAUUACCCUGAGAUUCAUCAACAGCCUGAAGGAAAAGAAGAGCGAGGAUCAUGUGGAGGACAUCACUGACUCCAGUGUGCACCUGCGGACCAGAAGCCGGGCCAAUGGGACUGUGUCUAUACCACUGGCUUAACGAGGGACACAUUUUGGAUGCACGUGUAUGUAUAUUCUGUGAAUAUAAUAAAAUUUUCUCACUACCUGUACACUCAAAUGACAGUAUUAACUCUGAAUCUCAAUAAGUCAUAUGUGAAAUAAUGCCAAUGAUAAAAGUUUACAUUUAUAUGCUUAUCAAGGAACUGGUGUAAAUAAUCAUAAUAAAAAUUUUUUAUUAAAACAUAUUCAUCUUU